This is a messenger RNA of Ipomoea nil (Japanese morning glory), 1068 nucleotides long. RefSeq lists its product as uncharacterized. The record is from RefSeq and is a predicted model, not a curated record. Lineage: Eukaryota; Viridiplantae; Streptophyta; Magnoliopsida; Solanales; Convolvulaceae. The coding region runs from base 1 to 1068 and encodes 355 amino acids. The transcript is spliced from 2 exons.
AUGGUUUUACCUCCAAGUUUUCAAAGUGAUAAUCCUAAUCAAGUGUGCAGAUUGGUGAGAUCCCUGUAUGGUUUGAAGCAAGCUAGUAGGCAGUGGAAUGACAAGCUAACUGGAGCUUUGCUAAGCAAUGUUGCAGGCAACAAUCCAGUCCAGAUUAAUCAAUUGAAGCAGUUUCUGGACAGAUCUUUCAAGAUCAAAGAUCUUGGCCAAUUGAAUUUCUUUCUUGGCAUUAAGGCUUUCAGAAAUUCCAAGGGGCUUAACAUUUGUCAGAGAAAAUAUACUCUUGAGAUCUUAGAAGAGAAUGGAUUCCUGGAAUCCAAGCCUGCAAAUACUCCUUUCACUACAGGUCUAAGGCUCACUAAUCUGGAAGGAGAUCUACUUGAUAACCCUGGAAUCUAUAGAAGAUUGGUUGGUAAAUUGCUAUAUUUAACCAACACUAGACCUGAUAUUUCCUAUGCUGUGCAACAGUUAAGCCAAUUUGUUGAUAAGCCAAGACAUACUCACUUAACAGCAGCUCAUAGAGUGUUGAGAUACUUGAAAGGAUCUCCUGGAAAUGGCUUAUUUUAUUCAUCAAAUUCUGAUAUCAAAGUGCAAGGCUUUUCUGAUUCUGAUUGGGCAACAUGUGCAGAAAGUAGAAAGUCCAUAACUGGCUAUUGCAUUUACAUUGGAAAGUAUCUAGUCUCAUGGAGAACCAAGAAACAAGCCACCAUUUCCAGGUCAUCAUCUGAGGCUGAAUAUAGAGCUUUAGCAUCAACUGUUUGUGAGAUCCAAUGGUUGAUAUAUUUGUUGGCAGAUUUGAAGAUACACAUUGACAGCCCUGUGGCCUUGUUUUGUGAUAAUAGAUCUGCCAUUGCUAUAGGGGAAAACUUUGUGUUCCAUGAGAGAACCAAACAUAUAGAAAUCGAUUGUCAUGUAGUAAGACAAAAGAUUCAUGAAGGGGUUAUCAAGCUACUGGCAAUAUCUUCACACAAUCAGAAUGCUGAUGGUUUCACUAAGGCUUUGCCUAAGCCAUCUUUUGAUUUUUUUCACUCUAAGCUAGGCCUUCAAGAUCUUCAUGCUCCAGCUUAA